GUGAAGUAGUAGUAUCGGUUUAUCAAAAAAAAAAGAUAGUGCAAUUAAACUAUGACGCGUGAAAACUCGUGAUAAACAUCAGCCGUAACCGUAACUGUUUGAGUUCCGUUUUGUUUUGUGUCAUUUGUGUUAUCGGAUUAGCGGCACAUUGAGGACGCUUAGAUUGCGCAUAUCGACGAAGCUGUGCUGCAGACGCAUGGUUUUAUCAAUCAUCAUAAAGCUUUCGCACCUUACAGUCGGAUAGUCCUCAUCACAAAGAAUGGAGAAAGUGUGCAAUUUUAUCAUUGUUACAUGCCUAGCCAUAACCAUUACCUUUGUUUGCGGUAAUGAUGAUGAUAACCCGCUUAGAGACAUUGUUGGCAUCCCUCUACGGAAACCGUUAGCCACAUGGCGCCGAUAUCUGUACCCGCCAGCCGACAGCUAUCAAUACAAUGCAGCAGACGAGAGCAACGAUUAUUCCAAUGGACUGGCAUAUGCGGAUAUUGACUCCCCGGACACGGCCCAAGACUUACAAGCUAUCGAUUCUAAGCUCAAACGUUCUCGUCCGCGGCAACCGAUUUGCGAAGCGCUUGUCAAUAUCGUAUAUGUGGGGAACAACUCGGAUGGUUACCAGUAUCGACCCGAUCAUUACGUGACCGAAUCAUGCUUGAACUCUUACAAUACAUACCAAAAUAAGUGUGUGGAGACGGGACUAUCGUGUACUCAGAUUAGGCAGAAAAUGUUCAUCACUAGGCGAAAAGUGGGCAACGACGACGCCAAGGCGAUAAACUGCUGGGAACAUGUCCGGAUGGAGGAGUACGAUGCUGGUUGCGAAUGCAUGUGGCCAAAGGAGCACUACGGCGAUAAACAUUCCUAUCGUAAUGGAAAAUAAGGAUCGGUUGGGGCAACUACCCAUUCCUCAAUUGCGAAGCUGUAAGUUCGCACAACGUGAAUCGGGUUUAGAAAGAACAAUAAAUAUCAAGCGGAACCGAUGGAAAACAAAUUAGAAUUCGAUCAGAUACAUGAUUAAUGUAUAAAAUGAGCCCUUUUAUGUAUUUAUAAUAUUUAUUACUAGUGUUUUAGGAUCGACAAUAUUGACUGGUGAUUAGAUUACUAACUUAUUGUACAUUGUAAUCAAUAUGUUGUUCAGUAUUAUAUUUAUUUUUAGAAUAGUAGAACUGCUUCCGACUUAAUGUUAACAUCACACACAUAAAUUAUUAAAAAUGCAUAAAUACAUUAAAAUUUCGACAAAAA
Messenger RNA from Armigeres subalbatus, 1233 nucleotides. RefSeq lists its product as uncharacterized. The transcript is spliced from 4 exons. The coding region runs from base 260 to 871 and encodes 203 amino acids. The record is from RefSeq and is a predicted model, not a curated record. Lineage: Eukaryota; Metazoa; Arthropoda; Insecta; Diptera; Culicidae.